This is a messenger RNA of Arabidopsis arenosa, 1414 nucleotides long. NCBI's taxonomy places the organism in Eukaryota, Viridiplantae, Streptophyta, Magnoliopsida, Brassicales, Brassicaceae. The record is from the annotation of a GenBank genome assembly.
CUUCCCGCCAUGUGUAUGUGGUAACAAAAGCUUCGAUUACUCUAUCCUCUCUCUCUCUCUCUCUCUCUCUCUCUCUAAUGGCUUCUUCUUCUCUACCUCUGUCUCUUCCGUUUCCACUCCGAUCUCGUAGUAGUCUCACUCGAUCUCUACCUUUCCGAUGUUCCCCUCUCUUUAUCUAUCUUCCUACUUCAAUCGUUUGCUUCUCCACUCAAAACCCCUCCGGUUACGACCGAGAAGAGGUCCGGUGGCUCCGGGAAGAGCAAAGAUGGAUUCGCGAGGAGCAACGAUGGCUUCGAGAAGAACAGAGAUGGAUACAUGAGCGUGAAUCACUUCUACAAGAGAUUUCAGAUCUUCAGCUUAAGAUUCAAGCCCUAGAGUCACGAAAUUCGCAAUUGGGGACUUCUGUUCCCGAUACGAUUUCGAAUAUCGCUGCUUUGCUUCAGGUUUUGAAGGAGAAGAAUCGGAUUUCGGAGAGUGGAUUGAGCGCAACGCCGAUGGUAUUGGAGACCUUGGAGACUACGAGUGAACAAAUUGUUGAGGAGGUAGAGGAAGUGAAGCGAGUGAUUAUUGCUGAAGAGAAAGUUAGGGUUUCGGAGCCGGUGAAGAAGAAUAAGACGAGGCGGACAUUGAAAGUUGGAAGCGAAGGCGACGAUGUUCAAGCUUUGCAGGAAGCUUUGUUGAAAUUAGGAUUCUAUUCGGGCGAAGAGGACAUGGAGUUCUCGAGCUUUUCAAGUGGGACUGCAAGUGCUGUUAAGACUUGGCAAGCAUCGCUUGGCGUCCGUGAGGAUGGGAUAAUGACAGCAGAGCUUCUUCAGAGGUUGUUCAUGGAUGAAGACAUAGAGACAGAUAAGGAUGAAGCAAGUACAAUGAAGAAAGAGGAAGCUGGUAAUGGAUCGGUAUUUAGUUCAGUGACACAAGUCCCUGAGAAGAAGCAAUCAAUCAUAAAAGAUCAAAGUAACAGAGAAGAUGACGUUACUCAAAAUCGCGUUUAUCUUCUUGGAGAAAACAGAUGGGAAGAUCCUUCCAGGCUCAUUGGCAGGAACAAACCGGUAGACAGUAGUAAAUCCACAAUCACCAAAACGAGGUGCAUCACUUGUCGAGGGGAGGGUCGAUUGAUGUGCCUAGAGUGCGAUGGAACCGGUGAGCCAAACAUUGAGCCGCAGUUUAUGGAAUGGGUUGGUGAAGAUACGAAGUGUCCGUACUGUGAAGGUCUUGGCUAUACAGUUUGCGAUGUCUGCGACGGCAAAAAAAACUUAUAAUCAAGGUUACACAGACACAUUUACUUGAUGAUAUAAUCAUAUAUAUGUUUAUAUGUACAAACUUUUUCUGUAUAUCAGAAGUAUGAUAUUUGCAUUGCUCUUGUUUCAAAGAAGAUAGGUUUGAUAUUGUUUAAACAUAAAUUAGUUGGAAAACU